Messenger RNA from Lolium rigidum, 789 nucleotides. RefSeq lists its product as uncharacterized. The coding region runs from base 9 to 521 and encodes 170 amino acids. The record is from RefSeq and is a predicted model, not a curated record. The transcript is spliced from 3 exons. NCBI's taxonomy places the organism in Eukaryota, Viridiplantae, Streptophyta, Magnoliopsida, Poales, Poaceae.
AGGGAAAGAUGGUCCGCGUACGCAUCUUCUGCCAUGCCGACCUCCAAGCCCUGCGGAACCGCUCCGAUCAGCACCUGUCUGUAGAGCUCGUCUCUCUGGAUUCCGUGAGCAUAGCGAGCGACUCGUGUAAACUCCUCCUCAACCUGAUUGAGGGGAGGGACUAUCCCAAGAAGGUCAAGCUGACUGAGCGGAGGUACUGGAGCUGCAGCCAGAUGGUUCUCCUCUCGCUGAUAGCAGGCGUGGCGCUGGAGCUCCACAAGAUCAAGCAUGAUCUGUAUCCCCUCCUUUCUCGGGAGGCCAAGCUGGGAGACGACGGCUUCGUGGAACACCUCCUACUCCUCAAGAACUCAGCACUUGCGCUCGUACGUCUGGCCAAGGACGCUAAGGAAAUAGUCGAAGGACUUGAUCAGGAGGUUGUGAUCGAUGGGCUCUUAGGCAAAGUUAAAAAGUUUGGCAAAGUGGUAGAGGAUACCGCUGAUCUGGUAUUGAAAGCGAACCUCCAACCGGUCCUCCACAUCUAAGCAAGAUGUGUCAUGGAAGAAGAUGAAGUUAUAGAGAAGAUUAGGCCUUGAUGUUCUACAGGUAAUUGUUACAGCCUUUCCAGAUCUGAACCGUGGUGCAAGCUAGGGGUUGUUAACUUUGUGUGGUUGUGUUAUAUGGCAGCAAGGUGGUGUAUUGGAUUCAGUGGUGUGAGAUAUGUGCGUGCUGCCACCUUUGCUUAAUACUUUUUUCAUCAACCGUAUUGCAAGCUAGGGAUUGUUGAUUUUGUGUGGUUGCAUUGUUGUUCUG